CAGUCAAACCGGAAGAAAAACGUAAGACGGCAGUUUGGGGGUGUAAAGUUGAUAUUUACGUCGACUCCGUUCAUAAUAUAGUAUUAUUAUACGGUGUUUUUGAGAGUCCAGAGUUUAUCCAAAAGGUGUUAUGUUUUUGUAAUGAGAUUAUUUGUCGUGUCUCGCGGAGCUGAACGAAGGCGGAAGUAAACAGAGGUAGUUCAUCUCUGUUUGCUUUAAUACUCUCCAGUUCUCCCGGUGUCAGGAUGGUCGUGCUGAAAGGAAUCCCCUCUGUCUUAUCUCCAGAACUGCUGUAUGCUCUUGCCAAAAUGGGACAUGGGGAUGAACUGGUGCUUGCAGAUGCUAAUUUUCCAUCAUCUUCUGUUUGUGCCUGUGGUCCAAAAGAGAUAAGAGCUGAUGGUUUAAGAAUCCCACAGCUUUUGGGGGCCAUUCUGAAGCUGAUGCCCUUGGACACAUAUGUCCCCUCACCGGCUGCAGUGAUGGAUCUGGUAGACAGUGACAAACAAAAAGGUUUAGCUGUUCCUGUGUGGGACACCUAUUCACAGCUCCUGAAACAGGCUGGGUCUCAGAGUCCACUCGAGAAGGUGGAGCGGUUUGCUUUCUAUGAAAGAGCUAAGAAGGCCUUUGCUGUUGUAGCAACAGGUGAAACAGCCUUGUAUGGAAAUCUGAUCCUCAAGAAAGGGGUCAUUCCUGCUGAGUUGCUGCAGUGAUACACACAAAACAAUUAACAUAAUCUCAGAAAAUGAUCUCUUUAUGGUCACACUACAGAACAUUCAUUGCCGUAUGAGAUUAAUGGCAUUCAUGAUGGUGUAAAUGAAGUGAUUAUUAAGGUAAAUUGAUUUCUGUUGUUUAUUUAUAAUAAAUAUUAUAAAUGUCA
Molecule: messenger RNA, 877 nt
Organism: Sphaeramia orbicularis (orbiculate cardinalfish)
Lineage: Eukaryota; Metazoa; Chordata; Actinopteri; Kurtiformes; Apogonidae
Gene: fuom
Product: fucose mutarotase
Exons: 6
Coding region: 246-710 (154 amino acids)
Biological process (GO): fucose metabolic process
Molecular function (GO): fucose binding; racemase and epimerase activity, acting on carbohydrates and derivatives
Source: RefSeq, a predicted model, not a curated record